AUGAUCAGAGAGGUUGACGGUAUUCAAAGCUUCACAUUCAGCCUUCUUAAUCAACGAGUGGAUUGUAUCGCCCAGAAUGGAGACCAAUACACGCUGCGGGUGUCAAUGUUAUAUUUAAUCAGUGGACGACAUUGGUGUAUUAGUCGACUGGAGUUUAUACACCUCGUCGGCCAGAUUAAUGAAGUUCUAAUCUCUAAUCUCCUAGAUUCGUUUGAGACUUCUUGUCUGGAUUUUUCUGCCUGUUUUCGGGUAAUUUUAUCAGCGCACCGUAUCAUUUUCGUUAGGAUGGCUCCUUUUCAAGAGUAG
Molecule: messenger RNA, 306 nt
Organism: Plasmopara halstedii
Lineage: Eukaryota; Oomycota; Peronosporomycetes; Peronosporales; Peronosporaceae
Exons: 1
Coding region: 1-306 (101 amino acids)
Source: RefSeq, a predicted model, not a curated record